This is a messenger RNA of Nicotiana tabacum (common tobacco), 2545 nucleotides long. NCBI's taxonomy places the organism in Eukaryota, Viridiplantae, Streptophyta, Magnoliopsida, Solanales, Solanaceae. The record is from RefSeq and is a predicted model, not a curated record.
CCAUUUUUUUCUCUGUUUGUGGUUAAUCUUUUACAUCUGAGCAUAGCAAUAAUGUAGGGUACUCUGCAAUAUCUUGGGUCAGCAAAGCUUUAAUUAGCCACGAAAAGCUCUACACCCUUCAAAGGCUUCUUCUUAUUCUUCUUCUUUAGAUCAAGUAGCAGCAGCAAUUACUCCUCUUGUUUAGCUUUUUCUCAUCAACCCUGCAGUUCCCUAGUUUAAAUCUGAAGCCAAGUGAAAAAGGCUAGUUUUUUUUCAAAUCAAAGGGGAAAAAUAGACUUUUUCAUUUACUAUAAAGCAUGCUAGUACUAGCUUUUCUAGCUAAAGGGUUUCAUUACGAUGGUGGCAAAGCUUACUCAUAGAAUCAAGACUUCAAGUCCAGUAGUAUAAAGAUAGCAAAAGAAGUGUUGGCUGAGGAGCUAAGAGGCUGAGAAGAGUUCUGAGCAAGUAGACAGGCUUUGCUUUUGAAAGCACUGCAAAAAGGAGCCUUCUUUUCCCUCUCUUCUCUUCUGACAUUUUCAACCAGCCCCCCUCCCUCUCUGGUACCAAACGUGAUACAUCGAACCUUACUUUUCCACAUAUUUUCCCCCCUUCUCUUUAUUUUUGUGUGUAUGCAAAUAUCACCGAAAAAGCCAAAGUAUUCUGUGUGAUCAUCAUCAAUGCAAAGUACAUCCUAAACCCACAUCUACAUACACCCCCACAUCAACCCAUACACUACCUACACUUUUUUUCUUAUCUACCUUUCUUUUUCUCCUCCAUUCCUAAACCCUAAUUACAAUCCCAAAUCCACAUAGAUAGAGAGAAAAAAUACCCUCUUUGCUGACUGGUGUUAUUCUCUCUCUUUCAAGAAAGGUGGGUUGGUUUAGAGUGCUUGGUUGAGAAAGGUAUGAAAGUGGUAUGGAGGUGGAUGAGAUUCAAAAACAAGGGUGUAAGUUUCCAAGAAUCAGCAAUGAAAAUGGUAGAUUUGAGUCACAAGAUGAAAAUGGAGCGGUGAAAGGGAGUCAUGGGCUUGGCGGUGGUAGGCUUUGUGGGUGGCCUUCAAAUCGGAUUGUUCGAGUUUCUCGUGCAUCAGGAGGGAAAGAUAGGCACAGCAAAGUGUGGACUUCAAAAGGACUCCGAGAUCGGAGAGUUAGGCUGUCUGUUAACACAGCUAUACAGUUCUACGAUUUGCAAGAUCGACUUGGUUAUGAUCAACCAAGCAAAGCUGUUGAAUGGUUGUUAAAAGCAGCAGCUCCUUCAAUCUCUGAGCUUCCUUCUCUCAAUGCAUUUCCAGACACACAACAGAUCAGUGAGGAUAAAAGGUCUAGUGCUGGAACUGAGCAAGGUCUUGAUUCAGCUGAGGUUGAAAUGGACGGUGAUCCGAAUUACCAACACCAACAUGUGUCUUUGUCGAAAUCUGCUUGUAGUAGCACUUCUGAGACAAGCAAAGGUUCUGGCUUGUCUCUAUCCCGUUCAGAAAACCGAGUCAAGGCGAGGGAACGGGCAAGGGAAAGGGCUGCAGAGAAGGAGAAGGAGAAGGAGAAAGAAAACGAGUCGACUCGAACUGCACAUCACCAAAAUGUGCCUCGAAUUUCACAGAAUUCUUCUUUCACCGAACUAUUGACGGGAGGUAUGAACAGCAACAACAAUACUAAUACUUGUAAUGGUAGAGGUAGUGAGACAAACUUGUUUAAUAAAUCUCCUAGGCAAUGGUCCUCAUCUCCAUUUGAGUACUUUCCCUCAGGACUUUUAGGUCUUCGUGGAAACGACAACUCUACUUCUGGUUUUCAAGCCCAAAUUCAUUUGGGAAAUCCUAUACAACAGCAGCCACAGCCACUCCCUAUGUCAUCACCAAUGUUUAGUAUUACGAGAGACCAUCAUCCCGAGCUGCAGCAUUUUCCGUUUGUAAGUGACCAUUUGGGAACUAAUGGCCAUGCCAGUAAUAGUGCUAAUGAGUAUAAUUUGAACUUUAGCAUAUCAUCAUCGUCUUCUUCCGGUCUUGCUGGUUAUAAUAGGGGGACCCUUCAGUCCAAUUCUUCUUCUUUGUUCCCUCAUUUCCAGAGGUAUGAGGGAUCACAAAGUUUCUUCAAUGGCAGCACAAUAGCUGCUGCUACAGCUCCCAACAACACUGCUGCUGCAUCAGUUGACAACCAUCACCACUUUCUGUCUGCAUAUGAUGCCGGCCGUUUACAGCUCUUCUAUAAUGACAGUAGGCAUUCAGACCAGAAAGGAAAAGGAAAAAACUGAGUUUCAUCCCAUCUUCACAAAUGGCAAUAGAAGAUGGAAGCAGCUGCAACUGAGUGAAGCAUGCUUUUUUCUGCUUCAGUGCCAUAAGAUUAUUGUGCUUCUUAAAUCCUCAUUCUGCAUUAUUGCUUUUGAGUAUUAUUAUUGGUAUUCUCAUGUUUAGGCAUAUUUGUUUAUGCCAACCUUGUCCUGUGUGUUCUUUUGAGACAUAAUGUGUUGUUGAUUGAAGUGCUUCGUUUUCCUCAUUCAAUUGUGAUUCUGCAUUGAGAUUGUGCACACCAUUGUUUGGAAAUACCAUCCCGUUCAACCAAAAAAUGCUAGGUCU